GUUGAGGUGCGCAGAAAGGAAGAACACCACCAGGGCAACUUCGAAAGAUGGCGGCGCACACGCAGAAAAAUAACAAACCACCGAAAUCAGGGGGGAAAGAGGCUCAGCCGCUGAUUCUCCCCAAAACCCCUGCGGAUGAGCAACGGCUGAAGUUGGAGCGGCUCAUGAGAAACCCCGACAAGCCCGCUCCCAUCCCGGAGAGGCCAAAGGAGUGGAACCCUCGCGCCCCGCCGGAGUUCGUCCGGGACGUGAUGGGCUCCAGCGCGGGCGCAGGCAGCGGUGAGUUCCACGUUUACCGCCACCUCCGCCGCAGAGAGUACCAGAGGCAGGACUUUCUGGACAAAAUGGCAGAGAAGCAGGACAAGGACGUGGAGUACCUGAAGAAAAUAGAGCAGAACAGAAAGGCAGCCGAGGAGCGAACCGCGAAGCGAAGGAAGAAGCGGGAAAAGCUUAAGCAGAAGAAGCAUCUAGCAAAGAAGGCUAAGAUGGAGGAUAAAGACGGUAAGGGAGGAGAUACGGACUCUGACAGCAGCGGAGAGGAGGAGAAGAAGGAGGAGAGUGGAACAGAAGAGGAAAAAGAAGAUGAUGCGGAGGCUCCAAGCUUCGUUAUGGGGAGGAAAUGAACAAUAUGAUGAAAUGGCAUCAGCAGGGUUAGAAGAAAGACUGUGGGGUUUGUGCAUCAUAUAAAUGUUUUAACAUCAAAUCUGCCUGAAUAACGCAUCAUAAGUUAGAAAAAGGUUAAUUUAAUCAGUUUCACUGUUUACUCCAGGGGACUGAAGCAGCUUAAGAUUUUUCAUCAGAUUUUUCAUCUGUUUGGACAUGGUUGUGUUUUAGAUUAAAAUAAACACCUGAUCAAAUUGUUAAAACCUGGAAUUAAAUAGUUGUUUUUGACUGUUUGCUAAUAUUGGUUCACUUAAUAAAAAGCACAGUCUUAUUGCCAACUUGA
This is a messenger RNA of Cyprinodon tularosa, 946 nucleotides long. It is a transcript of the gene prkrip1, whose product is annotated as PRKR interacting protein 1. Bases 48 to 623 code for a protein of 191 amino acids. Gene Ontology annotation, molecular function: protein kinase binding; double-stranded RNA binding; protein kinase inhibitor activity. Gene Ontology annotation, biological process: negative regulation of protein kinase activity. Gene Ontology annotation, cellular component: nucleolus. The record is from RefSeq and is a predicted model, not a curated record. The transcript has a single exon. Lineage: Eukaryota; Metazoa; Chordata; Actinopteri; Cyprinodontiformes; Cyprinodontidae.